Arabidopsis lyrata subsp. lyrata is the source of this 1183-nucleotide messenger RNA. RefSeq lists its product as uncharacterized. The coding region runs from base 643 to 1092 and encodes 149 amino acids. The record is from RefSeq and is a predicted model, not a curated record. The transcript has 2 exons. Gene Ontology annotation, molecular function: DNA binding; protein dimerization activity. NCBI's taxonomy places the organism in Eukaryota, Viridiplantae, Streptophyta, Magnoliopsida, Brassicales, Brassicaceae.
UACUACGCGGGGUAACGCGACUUACUGGAGUCGAACUCCGGUGGAGAUGGCGGAGUCAGAUGAACUUAGCCACUUGACUAAACAUGUCAAACCAACAAUUAUAUUAAAAUGGAAAGAAUUUUCUGUGAUUCCAUAAAGAUGGAAAAUAUAUAUCCUAGCUUUUAACCAGCCAAUUAUCAUGUUGAAUCAUUGAUUUUCUAUAUAUCGAAAGAUUUAAUAACUGUUCUACAAAUGAGUAUUUUUUAGCCUUAACAAUAUACUAUUUAUGUAUAAAUAAACCCCAAAGAUUUGGAUCAUUCGUCCUCACCCACACCAUACCGACACGAAUAUUAUGGCAACACCCUGAAUUGUCAUUUUCCAUUUCAUGGCUUCUUCACUAGCCAAACCGAACGACAAAGCCAAGAACAAGAUCAAGAUUCGUGAAGACACUGAAACUCCAGAUUUUGUGUCUACUCAUAUUUGCAUCAAACGUAUUCAUACCACACAAACACUAGACCGGGAAGUGAUUCUACGGCGCAUACGCCAACGCCGACGUGCGAACAGGGUCAGAUCAGUAAUUCAACUACUGUUUGGUUUCCCGUUUACUAGCAAAAAGCAAGAAAGUAAUGCCGAUCAAGAUCCCGAUGAUUCUUCAAGGGUGCCAUGACGUUUGGUUUGAAGAAGAUACAACUAAAUAAGGGAAAUGUAGAGAAAGAUUUACAUGAUGUCGAACAUGAGAUGAAGACUUUACCAUGUAAAAUAGACACUUGUGAGGCAUUAGCUAGCUAUGGAAACAAAGUUCAAGCACACCUAAGAGUAAUUAAUAUGAAGAUUAGAGAGCUCAAGGGAAAUGUAGAGAAAGAUUUACAUGAUGUCGAACAUGAGAUGGAGACUUUACCAUGUAAAACACACACUUCUGAGGCAUUAGCCAAUAGCUAUGGAAACGAAAUACAAGCUCUCAAAACAAACCUAAGAGUAUGUGAUAUGAAGAUUAGAAAUCUCGAAGCCGUGAUCAAUUGUUGUGAUAAAGAGAUAAAAGAGCUACGUUGCUGCAAAGAUCUCAUUGUGUUUGGUUUAGUCUUGUUCAUGGCCUAUUUUUUCAUCUUUGCAUAAGAGUUUGUGAUUUGGUUUAUGAAAAUAUUCAUGACUUUAACUAUAAGCUUGUAAUGUGUAUCAUCAAUUUAACUAAAUAGUUUUUUUUUUU